Messenger RNA from Sphaeramia orbicularis (orbiculate cardinalfish), 951 nucleotides. It is a transcript of the gene c22h21orf58, whose product is annotated as chromosome 22 C21orf58 homolog. The transcript is spliced from 6 exons. NCBI's taxonomy places the organism in Eukaryota, Metazoa, Chordata, Actinopteri, Kurtiformes, Apogonidae. Bases 64 to 813 code for a protein of 249 amino acids. The record is from RefSeq and is a predicted model, not a curated record.
GCUUCGAGGCCUAUUGGAGGAUUUCUGUCAUAAGGAAGAUCAGUAGGGAACUAUGAUGGACAGAUGUCUGCACUGCACCGAGCACUGAGACGAAAACAGGACCUUUUGCAAAAACUGAAGGAGCAGUAUAUGUUAGAGGAUCACAGCAGACCUCACACCUGGGGAGGGACACACAGAUACUAUCCACAGCCACCACCACGUUUGUCUCCCAUGGGACCCAUCCACGUCCAUCAGCCAGGCUCUGCUUUGCCCACUGUACCCCCUCCUCCUCCUCAAGUCCAGGACCUGCCUCGUCCGCCGCACAUCAUUCAACAGACUCUCCCACAGCAGCCAGCUACUAUCAUACAGCAGCUGCCUCAACAGCAGCCUCUGAUUACCCAGAUCUCCCCCCCUCUGCCAUAUCCUACAUCCCGCCCUGGUAGCAUCAAAGAGGAUAUGGUGGAAUUGAUGCUGAUGCAAAACGCCCAAAUGCACCAGAUCAUUAUGCACAAUAUGAUGCUGAAAGCCAUGCCCCCGAUGGCUCUAUCACCACCUGGGGGGUCCUACCCUUCUUACCUUGGGCAGGAUGCUUAUCAUGGAAAUCCAGUGUUUGUAAGGCCAGAUGUAAAGCCAAGGGGAAGUUCUGUCCAUCACCAUCAUCACUAUGGCUCUUCGCCUGCAGCACCACAGCUGCCUCCUCUCACUUACCCUGUGUGGGCACCAGGGAUUACAUCUUUCCCAGAUGGGCACUCAGGGGGACAACUACCCACUAUGCACCACGUAACAGUACCCAUAACACUCCCACCACUCAAUGCCAAGGUUAAUCAUUUGUAGAUUAUGUUUAUGUAGUUUCCAAUACAAAAUGUACAAAAUGAUGACAUAUUAACACAUUUCUGUGUGUGUUUCAGGGCUCAGAUUUUUCUCUCAGAGUUCCAGCCACACCACACUAGUAAAACAUCAUGAAUAAACAUC